UUCGUAAUUAUUGUCAUGUCUGAGGGUUGUUUCUUGGAGCACUUGGAUCCCAAAUGUAAGCAUAGUAAAUUUAGUAAACCCUCGGGCGCCUCUCUUCCACCUCCCGGCGUUCUCGAUUCCGAUCAGCGUUCUCUGCUCUUCCAUCGAUGCCGAGAAGGGUUUUUUGCAAGUACUUUGCAUGUGGAACAUGCUUGAAGGGAGAGUAUUGUGAUUUUUCUCAUGAUUGGAGGGAUCAACGUAACAAAGUAUGCACCUUUUAUCAAAAGGGACUCUGCAACUAUGGCCGUAGAUGUAGAUUUAGCCAUGUCAUAGUUUCUGGAGAUGAAACGUCUGUAGCAACAUCUUCAGAACCUUGUUCUCAAAUAGAAUCAAGUUAUUCUCGAGUUUCUUUUCCAUCAAGAGCUUCCAGAAAUCAAGACACCAGUCAAGCUUUUAGUAUUCCAACUGUUUUGGCAGCCUCAAGCCAAUCUCAUAUACCUUGUGAAGGUGCACAAAAUCAGGCGAUUGGUUCUCGUACUUUUCCAACUAAUGCAAAUAUCCAUGUCUCUGAUAAUAGCCGUCCUCCAUUUGAUGUCCAACUUUGUUCUUUUAAUCACAUUGGUAGUUGUCCACAUGGUGAGAGCUGCCCUCAUAUUCACGGAGACUUAUGUUCUAUUUGUGGGAGAUAUUGCUUACAUCCAUUCCAUCAAGAAGAAAGAGACAAACAUAUAGAAUCUUGUCACAGAAACAGCAAAGUUCUUGAAACUUUGAAUCACAGUAAGGAAAUAGAAUGCAGUAUUUGCUUAGAACGGGUACUCUCUAAACCUACAAAUACUCAGUGGAAGUUUGGAAUAUUACCAGAGUGUGAUCAUCCAUUUUGCAUUGAAUGCAUUCGGAAUUGGCGUAGUAACUCUCCUUCUUCUGGCAUUGAUUUGAACACUGCAUUAAGGGCCUGCCCUGUUUGCCGACAGCAUUCACAUUUUGUCAUUCCCAGUACUACUUGGUUCUCCACAAGUGAAGAAAAACAACAGAUUAUCAAUAGCUACAAAGAGAAACUCAAGUCAAUUGACUGUAAGUAUUUUGAUUUUGGAAAUGGGACAUGCCCCUUUGGGGCUAUCUGUUUCUACAAGCACACUAUUCGGCCAAAUGCGAGUUGCCAGAAUUCUGAUAGGUCUUACAGAUAUAGGCCACGUCCACACAGGUCUAGACGACCAGAGGAAGUGGAUGAAGAUGCAAUGGAUGGUUUCGUACUUGUUAUGAACUACGAGUUAGCUAACCUUGCCGCCCUCCUCGAUUCAGAUGAGGAACAGGAGAAUCUUGACGACUACGACGACGAUGUCGGCAGUUUGUUAGCGAUGAGUUUCCUACUUAUGCAGAUGGAUGAAGAAGGAAUAGCAAGCUAUGAAGAUAUUUAGCCUCAUUACUCGUGAGUGAUUUUUGUUUAGUCAUCCUGUGGCCCUUGUUUCUGAAUUAAACAAUCAGCACUCUGAAAAAGAAUUAGAGAUGCGAAUUACUUCACAUCUUCACUGCUCGAAACCCUGUGAUUGCAAUAUAUUUUCAAUCCAAUGAAUGAUAUUGUAUAUUUUUUAAAUCUUCAAUUAUGCAUGAUAUAUUUGUUUUUCUUA
Molecule: messenger RNA, 1604 nt
Organism: Zingiber officinale
Lineage: Eukaryota; Viridiplantae; Streptophyta; Magnoliopsida; Zingiberales; Zingiberaceae
Product: E3 ubiquitin-protein ligase makorin-like
Exons: 5
Coding region: 147-1394 (415 amino acids)
Biological process (GO): protein polyubiquitination
Molecular function (GO): ubiquitin protein ligase activity; metal ion binding
Source: RefSeq, a predicted model, not a curated record